UGUACCCAAGUGUUAAGUUUCCCUCACUCUAUUAAAAACACGGUGCUGAUAGGCCUACAUGGUAAAAAAUACGAAGUAACAGACGUUAAUCUGCCCAUUUCACCGAAGUCUUCUGCAAUUUUCUAAGUAUGGCUACGACUGUGAAGAAGGUCUUUGUUGGACUGAUGUUCAUUUUUUUCACAGUUGAUUUUGGAGCUCCUCAGGCAGUGUCCAAGGAUGUGUAUCAGUGCCCUAGAAGACAACCGACUUUCAGAUCCGGCCAUAGCGUCCCGCACCCCGGGACCUGUAACAGGUACAUCAUUUGCUCGUAUGGAACGGCGUUCAGUUUUAAGUGUCAGAAAGGUCUGGUGUACGAGCCGCGGUCAAAAAGUUGUGUAUUCCCCUGGCAAUAUGAAUGCAUCCCCAAGACAACUAGACGCCAGAAAAAGACCACUGCUGCCUCGAGGACAAAGUCAAUCCCUAUCACCAGUCUGCGACAUCACUGUAGGAGCUCUUCUUUCAUGUUAAAUAAAACUGCAUGUAGUAGAACUGUUACUUUGAAUCUGUCCUGUCCAGAUCUUCAUUACUAUUAG
This is a messenger RNA of Lingula anatina, 572 nucleotides long. RefSeq lists its product as uncharacterized. Gene Ontology annotation, molecular function: chitin binding. Lineage: Eukaryota; Metazoa; Brachiopoda; Lingulata; Lingulida; Lingulidae. Gene Ontology annotation, cellular component: extracellular region. The record is from RefSeq and is a predicted model, not a curated record.